Molecule: messenger RNA, 1301 nt
Organism: Momordica charantia (bitter melon)
Lineage: Eukaryota; Viridiplantae; Streptophyta; Magnoliopsida; Cucurbitales; Cucurbitaceae
Product: protein RGF1 INDUCIBLE TRANSCRIPTION FACTOR 1
Source: RefSeq, a predicted model, not a curated record
GAACGACUUCCUCCUCUUCCUCUCUCUCUCUCUCUCUCUAUUUCUCUCUACACGCACUUCAACAUCCAUUCUCCCUCUUCAAAGGACUGUUCCACUUUGUCAUUCAAGCUGGCUAUCGAGGACCAGGAAGCCACUGUUCGUGAAAUCAAGCCCAAGAGUAGAAGAAUCAUGGGUCCUGAUGAAGAAGACCAUAGGUGGCCGCCAUGGCUGAAACCUCUCCUCAGAGAAAGCUUCUUUGUUCAAUGCAAGUUCCAUGCCGAUUCCCACAAGAGCGAAUGCAAUAUGUAUUGCUUGGAUUGCAUGAAUGGCGCUCUCUGUUCUCUCUGUCUUGCUUAUCACAAAGACCAUCGCGCUAUUCAGAUUCGAAGGUCGUCGUACCACGACGUCAUUAGGGUAUCGGAGAUUCAGAAGGUUCUGGACAUCACCGGCGUUCAAACCUACAUUAUCAACAGCGCCAGAGUAGUGUUCUUGAACGAGCGGCCGCAGCCGAGGCCCGGGAAAGGCGUCACCAACACCUGCGAGGUCUGCGAGCGCAGCCUCCUCGAUUCCUUCCGCUUCUGCUCUCUGGGUUGCAAGAUUGUUGGAACGUCGAAGAAUUUCGUGAAGAAGCGGCGGAUGACGGGGUCGGAUUCGGAGGAUUCUUCAUACAGCAGCAGCAGCCAAGGGAAAUCGAUGAAUAAGAACAACAAGAACAAAGUGGUGCAGAGCUUCACGCCGUCAACGCCACCCCCGACUUUGGUUAAUUACAGAACGGCCAAGCGAAGAAAGGGAAUUCCCCACAGAGCCCCAAUGGGAGGACUCAUCAUCGAAUAUUGAAAAAUCAAAAGCAAGCCCCCUAAACUUUUUACUUAAUUACCGCCAUACCAUACUUCCCUAAUUUUAUACAGAAGAUGAAGAUAAUGUACUCUUCGAAUGCUCCCCCCUCUCCUCCCAAUGCCCUGAAGACCAUUUUUACUGGAGGUUGGUGACAAGGAGGAGCUUAGCUUUACCUUUACCUUUAGCUUUCAAGUUUUACUGUAAAUACAGAACGGGGAAGACGAAGAAGGAAAUGAAAAAAUUGGGGAGACCGUGGAAAUACGACAAAGGUGGUGGACUUGGGAGCAAAAAAAUAAAUUUGACUAGUGUUCUAUACAAAGGAAAAGGAAAUUAUGACGACGCUGCCUUGUUAGAAAGUGAUGAAUUAUACGUGAGUUUUGGGCUAUAGAUGUGAAUAUUGUUUCCUUUUUCCUAUUUUUUCUUUUUCAUAUUUUCUUUCUCUGGUUGUACUUUUAGGAAUGUUUAUACAAGGAAUGAAAUAAAAA